GCGCUCGAGGGAGCGUUGCAGGCUGCAGAACAACGGGUGCAGGCUGCAGAGGAGCGCGCCCUGGCGGCGGAGUCAGCAGCAGCGAGCGCAGGCGCCGCCGCGAGCAGGCCCGUGGCAGCGGCGAGGGCCGCGCCUCAGGAUCUGGUGGACACUCGGCUUCUGGCGAAGCCGAAGGCGUUCGGAGGCAACGAGGACGAGUGGCCAGGGUGGAGCUUCAAGAUGCUCGCAUACCUCGGAGCUCUCGACGAGCAGAUGGCCAACGAGCUGACGGCGGCCAUGACGUUCCCGCUGGAGGAAGUGAGGAACGCGAGACUCCUGGAGGAGGGAGCGAGUCAGCGCAGUCGCCAGCUGUACUUCAUCCUCGUCCUGCUGCUGGAAGGAGCCGCACUACAGCUCAUCAAGCCAGUCGGCGUCGGAGAAGGGUAUCGGGCGUGGAGGACGUUGCAAGACAUGUACGAGCCCGACAGACCAGGUCGCCAUGCAGGACUGCUGCAAGAGCUGAUCGCGUUCCAGUUCCCAGAGGACAACAUCGUGGGGAUGCUGGCGGACUUCGACUUCAAAGUCACGAAGUACGAGAGCCAGAGCCACGAGAGGAUUGGGGACAGGAUCAAGAUGGCGAUCCUUCAGCGGGGGAUUCAGGACGAGGCUCUUCGAGCGCACCUGGUCCACAACGCGUCGAGGCUAGUCACGUGGGAGCUCAUGCGCAACGAAGUGCACAUGGUGAUCUCGACGAGGAGCGCCAUCUCAGCAGUGCCGCCACCAGUUCCGAUGGACACGAGCGCGGUGGAGAAGGCGAGGCGCGAGGCGGCGUGGAAGGGCAAAGGAAAGAAGGGCAAGGAAGGCAAGGGCAGGAAGGGCAAGGGCGACGACAACUCCACGGACCAGAAGAGCCAGGCGGCCAAGGACAGGGCCGAGAAACGAUGCUUCCACUGCCACAAGACAGGUCACGUCAAGAGCGAGUGCAGGAAGUUCCUCGCAGAGCAGAAGAAGAAGAAGGGCACCAACGCAGUCGAGCAGGAGUCGAAGCCGACGGGAGCUCCACCAGCGGCGAGCGCCGCGGGGCGGCCAUCCUUGGUCGGAGCCAGCCCGAUCGAGCGGCUGAGCCCGCCAGAGGCGUCAAACGAGCACGCGCAGCCGAGGCAGCCAUUCUUGGUCGGGGCCAGCCCGAUCGAGCAGCUGAGUCACCCAGGGGCAGCAAACGAGCACGAGACGUUCGAGAGCAAGGAGAUCAUCGGUAUCAAUGAGCACUGGGUCAUGGUGGAUUCGGGUGCUGCGCGAUCGGUGUGUCCGCCGAGUCACGGGGCCCACGAGACACUCAGAGACCUGAGCGAGCGCAUCAGGCUGGUCGGAGCGAGCGGCGACGACAUCCCGUGCCACGGCGAGCGCUUCGUCACGUACGCGAAGGGCGGGCACAAGAUCGGGGUGGACUACAAGGUCGCCGACGUCAAGAGGCCGGUGCUGGGCGUGUCGCAGGCGGUCGACAAGGGCACGUCGUGGGUAUUCACGCCGAGCGGGAGCUACAUGAUCCCGAAGCCGAUCGAGUUCUCGGACCCAGACGCCGUGCCGCUGGUCAGACGCAACGACUUGUUCUACCUCAAGAUGGACAGGUACGGUGAAGGCGUCAAGAACUCGCUCGUCAUGCCGGUGCGGGGCGAGGCCGAGGCGAGCGAGCCAGCAGCGCAGGCAGUGCUCGAGGAGUCCGUGCCAGUUCGAGUCAAGAAGGAUCCAGUGAAGCCAAGCCUGGCCGAGCAGAGGACGCACGAGCUGGUGCACAUCCCUGCGAGGUCCUGGUGUUGGGUGUGCGUCAGAUCCAAGUUCACGGACGACCCGCACUACAAGGACGGGCACGAGCGCACAGGCGACGAGGUCCAGAUCGACUACUACUUCCUGGGCCAGCUGAGCAUCCUCAACAUGGUGCAUAUGAACUCCCAGGCUAUUCAUGGCAUCAUGGGGCCGAAGGGUACCGACGCCUACAUGGUCAAGACAGCGGUCGCCACCAUCGAGAACUGGGGGCUGGAUCGCAUCGUGCUGAAGCACGACCAGGAGGCGUCGAUCACGGCCCUGGCGAGGGAGAUCAAGGCUCAGCGGAAGGCGCCCACGAUGAUCGAGUCGGCUCAGCGGGCUAACCAUCAGGGAGUUGGUGGAGUGGAGCGCGCCAACGAGGAGCUCGGCAAGCAGAUCAGGGCGCUACUGUUCUCGGUGGGUGACAACUACAAGCGGGAGCUCCCAGCCGAGCAUGGGCUUCUGCCUUGGCUCAUUCGGCACGCUGGCUGGCAGCUCAACCGCUUCACGGUGCACGGCAACGGCAAGACGACCUACGAGGUGGAGCCGAACCAGCAGCGGCUGCUGCCGCCACCUCCGCCACCGACAGUGGUCUUACCAGCCGCGGGCCCGGAGGCGCUGGUGCCACCAGCGAUGGUCGGGCCGGCGCCGCCUACGGGGCCAGGAGGCGCAGGGCUGAGGUCGACGUACAUCACGAGAGCGCUGAUCGACAAGUACGGCUGGACCCCCAUGUGCCCGAGGUGCGUCACAGGCAUGGGAUCGCACAGCGAGGAGUGCCGGAAGAGGAUCGAGAACGAGCUGCGCAAGGAGGAAAUGGCCAGGGCAGCGGCGGAGGCCGCGCCCUCGUCGGCAGCGGCGGGGGCUGCGCCGACGCCGGCGGCGGCGGGAGCCGCGCCGGGGCCAGCGGCUGGAGCUGGAGACGGCAGGCCAGGAUCGUCCGGGGACGCCAGCAUGGCACCUCGUGACGACCAGGGCGAGGCGUCGGCGAAGAGGCCGCGCCAGACAGCGGCGAUCACAGUCGGGUCGCUCGCGGUCGGGGCCUUCGUGGAGAUCAACCCCUGCACGUACGAGGGCCUGGACCAGCAGUCCCACGAGGAGCUCGAGACGGUCACGGAAAUCGAGAGCUGCGAGCCGUUGGAGAUUGGGAUGUUCGAGGUCAGCCCCGUCGAGCCGUCGGCGAUCACGGUCCUGCCAGACACGGAGAAGCACGUGUACGACGCGAGGAGCGGGAAGGAGCUCCCCAGGGACCUGGUCAGGCGCGGGCGCGAGGCCGAGAUCGAGGAGAUGCGGCGACACGGCGUCUUCGAGGAGGUCCGCGUGGCCGAGAGCCGGGGCAAG
This is a messenger RNA of Prorocentrum cordatum, 3120 nucleotides long. The record is from the annotation of a GenBank genome assembly. NCBI's taxonomy places the organism in Eukaryota, Dinophyceae, Prorocentrales, Prorocentraceae.